AUGAGUAAAACUACUGUUAACCAAUCUGCUACAGUUAAAGAGAACCUAGCUGAUACUGAACAGCACUAUUUCAAUUCUUACGACCAUUAUGGUAUUCACGAGGAAAUGUUACAAGAUACUGUUCGUACUUUAUCUUACAGAAAUGCUAUCAUUCAAAACAAAGAUUUCUUCAAAGAUAAAAUUGUUUUAGAUGUCGGUUGUGGUACUGGUAUUUUGUCUAUGUUUGCUGCUAAACAUGGUGCUAAACAUGUCAUUGGUGUCGAUAUGUCUUCUAUUAUUGAAAUGGCCGGAAGAUUAGUUGAAAUUAACGGUUAUUCCGAUAAGAUUACUUUACUACGUGGUAAAUUGGAAGAUAUCGACUUACCAUUUCCAAAGGUUGAUAUUAUUAUAUCUGAAUGGAUGGGUUAUUUCUUACUAUAUGAGAGUAUGUUAGAUACUGUGCUAUAUGCUCGUGAUAAAUAUUUAGUAGAAGGUGGUUUAAUUUUCCCAGAUAAAUGUUCAAUUCACGUGGCUGGUUUAGAAGAUUCCCAUUACAAAACUGAAAAGUUGGAUUAUUGGCAAGAUGUAUAUGGUUUUGAUUAUUCGCCAUUCAUUCCAUUAGUUAUGAGAGAACCAAUCGUGGACACCGUUGAUAAUGCAGCUGUCAACACCUCAAAAAAUAAAAUUAUUGAAUUCGACUUGAAUACUGUAACACUUGAUGACUUAGUCUUUUCAGUUCCAUUCAAGAUAAUUUCUAAAAGACAUGAUUACAUCAAUGGUUUAAUUACUUGGUUUGACAUUGAAUUUCCAGCUCCAAAGGGUAAGAAAGCCAUCACUUUCUCCACCGGUGCUCACGCCCCAUACACUCAUUGGAAACAAACUGUAUUUUACCUUGCCGAUGACUUAGAAUGUGAAGUUGGUGACGUUUUAGAAGGUCAAAUAACUUCAAUUCCAAACAAAAGAAAUAACAGAGAUCUGGACAUUACCAUCGAAUACGAAUUCAAAGCCGAAGGUGUCGAAAAAGAAGAGAGAUCUAAAAAGAAUAAAAAUACGUACAUCAUGCAUUGA
Messenger RNA from Tetrapisispora phaffii CBS 4417, 1047 nucleotides. RefSeq names its product protein-arginine omega-N methyltransferase HMT1 (gene HMT1). The record is from RefSeq and is a predicted model, not a curated record. Gene Ontology annotation, biological process: peptidyl-arginine methylation. Bases 1 to 1047 code for a protein of 348 amino acids. Gene Ontology annotation, molecular function: protein-arginine N-methyltransferase activity. Gene Ontology annotation, cellular component: nucleus. The transcript has a single exon. NCBI's taxonomy places the organism in Eukaryota, Fungi, Ascomycota, Saccharomycetes, Saccharomycetales, Saccharomycetaceae.